GCGCGGCCGCGGCGCGCCAUUCGCCAGCCAGACAUGACGCCGAGCGGAGGUGCGAAGCGCUGGGCGCUGUGCUUCAUCGUGGUGCUCCUGCUGUGCGCAGGGGACGCCCGCAAGAGCAAAGGCUCGGGCAGCAAGAGUCGCCGCCCCACCAGCCACAACACCAACACCCAGACGCAGUCCAGCAGGGACUUCCUGAACAGGGAGAAGGAGAAGUCCGCCCCUCCGCCGCCGAGCCACGGCGUGCACCAGCCUGCCCACAACCCGGCCUACGUGCCGCCGGCCCAGGGCGCGCCGGGGCAGGGCGCCGCCAGCCGCCCCAUAGGGUUCGUGCCGCCCCCCGGCUCGGGCCACCCCCAGCCGGGGCACGCGCCCUACCCCAUGCCCCAGCCGGCCGGCGGCGGUGGACACGCCUCCUACCCGGUGGGCGGCGGCGGACACGCUCCCUACCCGGGGCAGCAGCAGCCCCACCAGGUGCCCGGGGGGUUCGGCCAGGUCCCGCACCAGAGUCCUGGAGGGUUCGGCCAGCCGCCCCUCCAGAGUCCUGGAGGAUUCGCCCAGGCGCCUCACCAGACUCCCGGAGGAUUCGGCCAGGCGCCUCAUCAGACUCCCGGAGGAUUCGCCCAGGCGCCAGCCGGUGGGUACGGGCAGGUCCCGCACCAGAACCCCGGCGGGUACGCGCAACCUCCCCAAGGUGGUUACCAAGGAGGGUACCAGCCUCCUCCGCCGGGCUACGGCCAGCUCCCGCCCCAGGGAUACGCCCCGCAGCAGAGGGGCGGCGGCGGCAUCCUGACCCACGCGCUGGCGGGAGGCGCCGGUCUUGCCGUGGGCGGCCUGGUCGGCUCGGCUCUCUCCGGGGGCGGCCACCACACCCCUGACGUGCACCGGGAGGUCAUCAUCAUCGACAGGGACAGCGGCAAGGGCGACGCGACGACGGCGGCGGCGGCUGCGGCUGCUGCGACGACCGCACCGGCCCCGGCGGUGAGCAACCCCGAGGGGCAGAACGGCACGGUGCCUCAGCAGGGCUACUACGGCCCGCAAGGGCAGUACUACCCGCAGGGCGGCGGCUACUACGGCCCGCAGGGCCAGUACUACCCCCCGCAGGGCCAGUACUACCCCCAGCAGGGCUACCCUCAGCAAGGCUACCCGCAACAGGGCUACCCUCAGCAGGGAUACCCGCAGCAGCAGGGCUACUACCCGCCUGGCCAGCAGCCCCAGGGCGUAUUGCCGCAGGGACAGCCGGGGGCAGACCCGGCGGCGGUGGCGCCCAAUGGCUCGGUGGCGCUGAGCCCGUCUCCUGAAGCUUCCACCGCGUCCCCGGACAACUCCUCAACCACCACGACCACCACCACGCCUGCCACCACCACGCAGUCGUCCGCUGGAUCUGCUGGGGCGCAGACGUCUGGUGGCAGCUGACUAGAGGCCCCGCCGGCGCUCGGCUGGGCCGCGCUGGUGAUCGGCUGGCUGUGCACGAGGCUGGCCGUGUCAUCCGCACGCCCCUGAGGCGUCGGGGAGCCUCGCUGCACGCUUCAGCGAUGCCGCUGCCUUGCAUGCGCAGCGUCCGUGCUUAUCCUCUUGUAGUUAGUGGAUGUCAAUUAUGUGGUAACAGUCGGCUCUUCUGCCACUCCCCCCACUGUUUCUCUGUGCACACGGGACUUCAGUUACCGAUUCUGAAGAAGUGACUACGUGAAAUGAUGCCAGAUGCCAAGGACUUGAGUUUCAGGUCACGUGGACUAUAAUUGCAGUGAUUUCACGAGUGAUGAACAUUUCAUCAAGCAAUGUCGGGUGUUCACCCGAGUUAUUGAGGAAACUUUAUCGUUGAUGCAUUUUUUUGUUUGUUUGUGACUACACGCAAGUCAUUAAAUGUUUUACGUGUAGCAGGUGGAGGUUUUUUUUUUUAAAUUUAAAUUCUGUAAAAUAAUUAAAAAAAGAAAUGCUGUACAUUCACAAAAUGACUGUGCCUUGAGUUUCAGUGUCCACUUUAUUUAAAAAGUGAGAGUUAGUCAAAGGUGAAUUGUAAAAUAUUUUGCUGAGGAUUCAUCUCAAAAAUACUGGUAUGAAGUGUUUUAUUAGCAGUUCUUGUUCGUUUAGUAAGAAAUAAACUUUGAAGGCCAAAAUAAAUUUGUUCUAUAUGUGCAGGACCUUUUCAGUUUUUUUGCUAUGAACAUAAGUGAACUAUUUACUUGUUCAAGUAUCAUUAAGUGUGGUUUUUUUUUUAAACUAAUACUUCCAUAAUUGUUUUUGUGAAAUUUGUAUGGUUAAUUUUAGGUACGGUUAAGGUCGCCUAGAUUAAAUUUGGUUUAUAUAGUUUUAAAUUUUAUUGGUUGCAGGUAUUGAAUUAUGAAUGUUUUAAAUUUUAUUGGUUGCAGGUAUUGAAUUAUGAAUGUUAUGUUGUUUAUGACCAACAAUCUUGUAAAUGUAGUAUUCAUAUUUGGUUUGUACAUUUGUAUGGUGUUUUUUCUUCUACAGAUAAUUUCAUAAAAAUUUUUCUAUAUUGUAGCAUAUGAUAACUAUCAUGUUAUCACUAAUUUGUUUUCAGUUCCUAAACUUUUUAACUCAUGUACAGCUCUUUACUAACUCUAGUUUUUAAAUAAAUUGUGUAAAGUUUUAUUCCUUUAAAAUGUCUGGUGAAGGGUUUCUUUUCCAUUUUUUUAACAUAACAAUUUACUGGUGAUGUUUGUAAAGGGAAUUGCUUGGCAGAUGUAAAUUUAUAUCAUGUAUACACUUUUUCAAAUAGGUAAUCAGGUUAUGGUUUAAUUUAAUGUCACCUAAACAAUACGUGUUUACAUCUCAUUUACACAAUAAUGUAUUCAUAUUUUUCAUCAAUUAUUCAAUUUUGAUGUUACCAUAUUUGAAAUUGUGAACAUUGUAAUAGUAUUAAAUACAUUUUUAAGCCACAAUAAAUAAUUUUUAACACCA
Molecule: messenger RNA, 2916 nt
Organism: Bacillus rossius redtenbacheri
Lineage: Eukaryota; Metazoa; Arthropoda; Insecta; Phasmatodea; Bacillidae
Product: calcium-binding protein P-like
Exons: 3
Coding region: 34-1413 (459 amino acids)
Source: RefSeq, a predicted model, not a curated record